Messenger RNA from Octodon degus (degu), 2703 nucleotides. RefSeq names its product cation channel sperm associated 2 (gene Catsper2). NCBI's taxonomy places the organism in Eukaryota, Metazoa, Chordata, Mammalia, Rodentia, Octodontidae. Bases 1342 to 2649 code for a protein of 435 amino acids. Gene Ontology annotation, molecular function: calcium-activated cation channel activity. The record is from RefSeq and is a predicted model, not a curated record. Gene Ontology annotation, biological process: flagellated sperm motility; transmembrane transport; fertilization. The transcript has 10 exons. Gene Ontology annotation, cellular component: CatSper complex; membrane.
GCCCGCCGCGGCUGCCGGGGCUGGGAGUGAGCCGCUGGGCGCCUCCCGCAGCGCCCCGCGUUGACCGGGGACGGGGGGAACUCGGCACGGCCGGGGGGACUGAACGGGACGACGCGGGUGUUGCUUCGGCCUUCCUCUUGGCUUUUUGGGAGUGGUGUAGGGGCUCGAACCCAAGGCCUUCGCCCUGAGCUACGUCCUCGGCGCCUUUUUGUUUUAACACAGGAUCUCGCGAGCUUCCCCAGGCACGGUGUGAACUUCUGAUCCUCCUGCCUCAGCCUACCCCCAGAGUGCUGGUAUGAUAGGUGUGCACCCCCAUAUUCGGUUUACCUUUUCACUUUUCAAACAUUCUAACGGUGUUUGAGAAUUCCUCAGAUGUACUGUCCCGCCAGAUGUGUUUCUACUUUCUCAUGCCUGGACUGUCAAGGGUUUUGUUACAUUAUCUUUUAAAAGUAGCAAGAGUUUAUUUGGUGAGGAGCUGCAAAGGAAGGCCACGUGGGCUUAGUUUACCUGCGGUUUGCAAAGUAACUCAGCUGGCUGCUGCUGCUACAUUGUAACGGGGGAGCCUGCUACCCUAAGGGUGGAGCCUAGGCGCUGGCAGUCUUUGAGACCACGCUGAGAGUGUAUUUCCACGGAGCCCAUGAGGAUAAACGAAUCUGUAUUGCGCACUGCUUUCUGCGGACUCAGAUAAGUAAUCUUUCUGUCCCCAACUUGACCUGGGUGACUGAUGCAGUAAAGAUUUGCAGUCCUCCUGUAACUUACUAAAGGGUUGUGCCUAAGAGAAUCCAAGUUAGUAAUCCUGGGCGCUUUCUUUUGACUCAAUAUUUUCAUUGCUUCCGCGGAUGGGGAGAAAAAAAAUCUUCCUGGGCUUGGUUGUCAUACAAAUGAUGACUUUAAGUAGAUGUCCAGCUACUGAUCACUUCGGACUCCUUGCCUGUCCUCCAGUGUAAACCGUGGGCAUCACUGGGAGCGUGAGGACUGCUAAAUGUCCGGGAGGACGAGCCGGGGGGCCUGGAGAAACCGCAGCUGAGAGGCCUUUGGGUUCCAGAGUGACGAGGCACAACUGGGAGAGGACCACCGCUGCGGUGGGUGAGGCAUAGCUGCUGUCCAGGGAGCCUGGAGAUGCGCCUUUGGGUCCAGACCUCACCUACGAAGACUUGUGCAGAAAUUAGCCUCUGAGAGCCGGGAGAAAACGGCAGAAUCAUUUUGAAGUAAGAACAUGGCCAAAGUUGUAUUUUUUGAACCUUCACUGUUAUGUAAAAUUCCAAGGCAAGGAAAGGAGUCUGGAGAAGAGAGGAAUCAGUGCAGGCGCGGGCUCCCAGGAUAAAGAGCACUGGGAGGGAGAUGUCUGAGGUGGCCCCUGCAUUGUCGGAGGACAAGAUCUCCACUGAGGUCUUAAGGCAGAGACACCACCAGGGAAGGACAAAGGCUGCCGUUCUGACCAUGCUGAAUUUGAAUUGCCUGGGAGCCGACCGCCCAGAAUUGCUGGAUUCCACAAACAACAAUCUGUGGCCCCUGAUGCUGUCUUUGGAGGUGGCGGUUUGGUUUAUCUUGCCUGUUUUCAUUGUGGAAAUCCUUCUGAAGUGGGUAGCCAGCUUCUCUCUGUACUGGAAGGACCCCUGGAAUGUCUUUGACUUUGUUGUCACCCUGUUGCCCUUACUUUAUGAAAUCUUGGUGCUGGGAGGGGUAACAGGCCAUCCCGUGUGGCUCGAGCUGCUGAGUAUCUGCGGUGUGAUGCGGUGUUUCAGGCUCUACGCACAGUUCCAUCAAGUCCGAGUCAUUAUUUUGGCCCUGGUCAGAACCUUCAAGAGCAUCCGAUUUCACUUCAUGUUGCUGCUCAUCCUCUUCUACAUUUUCGCCGUGGCCGGUGUCUACUUCUUUAAGGAUUACAGCCGUUCAACUCUCCAGGACCUGGAGUACCAGGAGGCCUUCUUGAGCCUGCCAAAUUCCCUAAUCACUGUCUUCAUCCUCUUCACAAUGGAUCACUGGAAUGCACUGCUGCGGGACAUGUGGCAGGUGCCAGAAGUCAGCUCCCUCAUCAGCAGCACCUAUAUCAUCCUCUGGGUGCUGCUUGGCUCCAUUAUCCUACGGAACGUCAUAAUAAGCACUAUGGCAAAUAACUUCCGGGACAUCCGGGACGAGCUGGACAAGGAGAUGGCGCAUCUGGCUGCUCAGCACAAAGCUGACAUCCUCAAGCUGCAGAUCCUCAGGAGGAGACAAAACCCAUCUUUUACAACACUGCGGUCAAGCCACAGCCAAAUCAAUCCCAGAGAACUCAGUCACCACAGGACCUCUCUGGACUUCCAAGAAGCUGCUUCAGAACAAGAUUCUAAAUCUAAGCAGAGUGCUAUUGAAAAGGAACUGAUAAGCUCUUCCAAGAAAAGAGAGUCCUCAGUCGUUAGAGAAGAGUCCUCAUCUUCCUCUUCUACAUCUUCCUCUUCAGAAUAUGGUGGUGAGCCAGACUGGGAAAACCUGGUGCAUCAGAACCUCCACGAGCUCAUAGAAAUGGAUCAGGAUGAGUACACUGUAUGGCCCCGAAAUCUCCUCUUGCGAUAUCUGGAGCUGCUGGAAGAGCUUCAGUAUAAUCUGGAGGAGCGGAAGCAGCUGCAGCAGUUGGCAGCGCAGGCACUGAUGAAUUUCCAAGACAGGUAACAUGCACAACGAACAGCUUCAAGAUUUGGGGGCCCAGCAAAAGAUAAUGAAGGA